AUGUCCAUCGGCACCCUCUAUUCCUACCCCCAGAACCCCCGCUCCCUCAAGGCGCACAUUGCCGCCAAGUACGUCGGCAAGUCCGUCGAGGAGCCGGUUUUCGACUUCCCUGCCGGUCUCCAGACCGACGAGAUGAAGGAGCUCUUCCCCAUGGCCAAGAUCCCCGUCUUCAAGACUGAGUGCGGCAAGCCCAUCUUCGAGUCCAACGCCAUCGCCUACUACGUCGCUGCCCAGGACGAGUCCGUCGGCCUGCUCGGUGCCACCGCCUACGAGAAGGCUCUGGUCCAGACCUUCAUGUCCUUCGCCGACAACGAGAUCAACCCCCACCUGGCCACCCUCCUGUACCCGAUCCUCGGCUACUACAAGUUCGACAAGGACGCCCACACCGCCGCCGCCUCCUCCCUGCGUCGUUCCCUGAACGCCCUCGAGAAGUGGCUCAUCACCCGCACCUAUGUUGCCUCUGAGCAGGUCACCAUCGCCGACAUCGUCCUGUUCUGCACCAUGAUCCCCCUGUACAAGAUGUACCUCGACACCAUCACCCGCGCUCCCUUCGUCAACCUCAACCGCUGGUUCAACACCAUCCUCAACCAGCCCAACGUUGCCUGCCUGGUGACCGACUUCGAGUACUGCGAGAAGGCCGUCGUCUACGACCCCGCCAUCCACAAGCCCGCCGCCGCCAAGGAGGAGGCCAAGCCCGCCGCCGCCAAGGAGGAGGCCAAGCCCGCCGCUGCCGCUGCCCCCGCCGCCGACGGCAAGGAGAAGAACCCCCUGGAUCUGCUCCCCCCCUCGUCCUUCGUCCUGGACAACUGGAAGCGCUUCUACUCCAACAACUCCGAGGUCGACUCCAUCAAGUACUUCUGGGACAACGUCGACCUUGAGGGCUACUCCCUGUGGCUCGCCAGCUACAUGGACAACCACCUCCUCAAGCAGACCUUCAUGACCUGCAACCUGAUCAACGGUCUGUUCCAGCGCUCCGACCGCGCUCGCAAGUACGCCUUCGGCUCCUUCGCCAUCUUCGGCGAGGACAACAACUCCGAGCUCUUCGCCAUCUACCUCGUCCGUGGUCAGGAGAUCCCCUUCGAGCUGGCCGACACCCCCGACCUCGAGUCCUACACCACCAAGAAGCUCGAGAUCAACGACGAGACCAAGGCCCUCGUCAACGCCUUCCUCACCUGGGACGACUCCAUUGAGGGCUGCAGCUUCGCCUCCAUCACCAACAAGAAGUUCAACGAGGGCAAGAUCUUCAAGUAAGCGUCUUCGCCUCCCCCUUCUUCUUGGUGGUGCCCCGUUCUCCCUUCUCCUUCCGUGUUGACGCUGCUUUUCUUGCCUGCGUCUCGUUCCUCUUCCCCCACUUCUCAAGGGGGGGGGGGGCAGGAGCGAGGUGUGUGCGAGUUCCGCGGCCGUCCCUUUCGGUGGGGGGGGAAUGUCGCUGUCCCUUCCCAGGGGGGUGCUCUUUCUCCAAAGAGCACCCUUCAAAUUGUGUGCCCGUGUGUGACAGGGCGGCGAGGGGGGAGUUCAUCUGUCUCCUCUCGCGCUCGCGCGCACGCGUCCACUGCCCCCUUCUCGCGUGUAUUUUUCCCCCUUUCCCCCUCCCUCUCUUGUUAGCGCGCGCAUAUUUUGCGCCACGGCGAGAGACAAUCCCCGAAAGUCCACAAAUAUAUGUGAGAGCUCCUCCCGCA
Molecule: messenger RNA, 1679 nt
Organism: Fonticula alba
Lineage: Eukaryota; Rotosphaerida; Fonticulaceae
Exons: 2
Coding region: 1-1251 (416 amino acids)
Biological process (GO): translational elongation
Cellular component (GO): cytoplasm; nucleus
Molecular function (GO): translation elongation factor activity
Source: RefSeq, a predicted model, not a curated record